AAACCAAUUUGUAUCAUAAUGUUAAGCAACAACCCCAUCAUUUUCAAACACUUACAUAGUUGGCCCCUUCGCUAGUUGUCCUUAUAAUUGCUUAGGACUCAAGCUAAGCCAAUCCCAGAAUAGCAUUCUCCACAAAAAUGGUUGCUGUGUUCAACAAGGAGCUCCUGAGCUGGUACCUGAUCACAGUCAAGCUCCGAGAAACAGUUGAAUCCGGAAUAGCAAAUCCAAACCAAUCACCAGAUCAGAAUCUGCAGAAACAAGAGCAGCAACAGUCUGAGUCACUCCAAGUUGUGAUCCAAAAUGGUGCUGAUGGGAAAUUUGAAGAAGGGCCGAAAUCGCCAGAGUCCGAGUGGGUUCUCAACAUCAAAGAUAAACUAGAGCAAGCUUCGCAAGACGAUGCAGCAAAUGUGUGGUCAAAGCUUUGUAUCUACAGAAUCCCGCAUUACCUUAGAGAAGGUGAUGACAAAGCUUAUGUUCCUCAGAUUGUGUCAUUGGGGCCUUACCACCAUGGAAGGAGACGCCUUCGCCAAAUGGACCGCCACAAGUGGCGUUCGCUACAUCAAAUGCUCAAGAGGACUAAUCAGGACAUAAAGCUUUACCUUGAUUCUAUGAAAGAAGUUGAAGAAAAGGCUCGGUCUUGCUAUGAAGGGCCGGUUGCAAUGAGCCUUAGUAGCAAUGAGUUUGUUGAAAUGAUGGUGCUUGACGGUUGCUUUGUGCUUGAGCUAUUCAGGGGCGCAGCUGAGGGGUUUAAGCAACUUGGUUAUCCUCGAAAUGACCCCAUUUUUGCAAUGCGUGGCUCGAUGCAUUCGAUUCAGAGAGAUAUGAUCAUGCUGGAGAAUCAGCUUCCACUUUUCGUUCUUGACCGGCUAUUGGGUCUGCAGUUGGGGGACCCUGAACUUAAAGGACUAGUAUCCAAGCUAGCAUUGAGGUUUUUCGAUCCAUUGAUGCCAACAGAUGAGCCAUUAACAAAGAGUGAUAGGAACAAGUUGGAAUCAUCACUUGGAUAUGCAACAACCUUUGAUCCAUUGUCUGAUCAAGGUGCCCUCCAUUGUCUUGAUGUUUUCCGGCGUAGUUUAUUGCGAUCGGGACCUAAACCUGUACCAAGAGUUUGGAUCAAGAGAUGGUCAAAUGCUAAUCGGGUUGCAGAUAAAAGGAGGCAGCAGUUGAUUCAUUGUGUUACAGAGCUUCGGGAGGCCGGGGUCAAGUUCAAGAAGAGGAAGACUGAUCGGUUCUGGGAUGUGAAAUUCGAAGAUGGGAUUCUGAGUAUACCAAGGCUCUUGGUUCACGAUGGUACUAAAUCUCUAUUCCUGAAUCUUAUUGCAUUUGAGCAGUGUCAUCUUGAUUGCAGCAAUGACAUUACCUCCUACGUCAUUUUCAUGGACAACUUGAUCAACUCUCCUGCUGAUGUCGGGUAUCUACAUUAUUGUGGCAUAAUUGAGCACUGGCUUGGCAAUGAUGCUGAGGUUGCUGAUCUGUUUAAUCGUCUCUGCCAAGAGGUCGUAUUCGACAUCAAUGACAGUUAUCUUUCUCGGCUUUCUGCUGAUGUAAACCGCUACUACGACCACCGCUGGAAUGCUUGGCGUGCAAGUUUAAAGCAUAACUACUUCAGCAACCCUUGGGCCAUCCUCUCCUUCCUUGCUGCUGUUGUGUUGCUGCUUCUGACUUUCACUCAAACCUUCUAUGGAGUCUACAGCUACUAUAGGCCACCGAAUUAAGUCUAGCAAGGAUGUUUUUCCAUCA
Molecule: messenger RNA, 1740 nt
Organism: Fragaria vesca subsp. vesca
Lineage: Eukaryota; Viridiplantae; Streptophyta; Magnoliopsida; Rosales; Rosaceae
Product: UPF0481 protein At3g47200-like
Exons: 1
Coding region: 138-1715 (525 amino acids)
Source: RefSeq, a predicted model, not a curated record